Erythranthe guttata (spotted monkey flower) is the source of this 2208-nucleotide messenger RNA. RefSeq lists its product as uncharacterized. Gene Ontology annotation, molecular function: zinc ion binding. NCBI's taxonomy places the organism in Eukaryota, Viridiplantae, Streptophyta, Magnoliopsida, Lamiales, Phrymaceae. The record is from RefSeq and is a predicted model, not a curated record.
AUGUCGUCAACCUUGAUGAUUGUGUUGAAGUAUGGAGGCUCGUUUGGGGUGAAGAUAUGUCAUGGUGAUUUUGUGUAUGAAGACCUCGUUGGCUUUGUCACCGAUAAGUGGUGCAGUUUGAAUGCGAGGGAUGUAUCGAUGACUUACAGUGUUGAUGGAUAUGGCGAGGGUAUGCUUGGCGAUAAUGACGAGGUUUUGUAUAUGAAAUCGUUGAUUCGACAACUAGGUCUUGGCCGUGUCGAGGUAACCGUGAAGCGCAAAGACAACGUCUGUGCAGUAGCGUCGGCGAGGGCCCCGCAAUCUAAUACACAGAAUUUUGGGGGGAAUUAUCUGAUGAAUGAUAUGGCGAUCCGUUCAAAUGGGAAUUAUCUGAUGGAUGACAUGGGGGUUCGUUCAAAUGGAUUGGUAAUUGAUAAUACACAGCUAUUGAGCGCUAAUUGGAGAAACCUUAUAAGGGAAGUGGGGCAAGGGUUUCGAAAUGGUGCUGUGGGUUUUCGAGAUGCGUUACGGAAAUAUGCUGUUGAAGUUGGGUUUGAAUUCAACUAUGUUAAGAACGAGCCUACCAGGGUUACAGCAGAAUGCAAAUAUAGGGUGGUAAAGAAGUGCAUGUGGAGGAUUCACGCAUCGCUUCAGAAGUCAAAUGGAUUCUUCUAUAUUAGGACAUUUGAGAAGCACCAUACGUGUGGUGCUUCAUUUGGUUCGUCGAGCAAAAAUAGAUUAACGUCUGACUUAAUUUCGGGUUUGAUUAUGAAUGUUGUUAGAAUCAAACCUGAAAUGGCCCCGAAUGACGUCGUGCUCAAUGUGAAGCUAUAUUACGGCAUUGACAUAAGCUAUUUUGUUGCUUGGAAGGCACUUGCUGCGGGGAAGCAUCAUGUGUUUGGAGAUGCUACGACGUCAUACUCGUACUUGCCCUUGUAUUUUGAAGAGCUUGGGCGUAGCAAUCCGGGCAGCGUGUACCAUCUUGAUGUUGAUCCAGUAUCAAUGAAGUUUAAGAGGUGUUUUUUUGCUUUCGAAGGGAGUUUGUCGGGGUUUAAGGCAUGUCGCCCUAUGUUGGCUCUUGAUGGGACCUUUUUGUCUGGGAAACACUGGGGAAUCCAUGUAAGUGCGUUGGCGAAAGACAGUGAAAACGGACUGUUCCCAGUCGCCUUUGGAAUAGUGAACGAGGAGACUGAUGACAACUGGGCGUAUUUUCUACGACAUUUAAAAACUGCUAUUGGAACAGACCGUGUGCUGACAUUCUUAUCGGAUCGUAACCAUGGAAUUUUGCGCGGUGUGAAGGAAAUAUUCCCUGAUUGUGGACACAUAUUUUGCCUUGUCCACUUGCAGAACAAUCUGCUGCACAAGUGUAGAGGCUGCUCGACUAAUUUUCGAGAGGUCAUUGUUGCCAAAUUCAAUGCUUGUGCAUAUGCAGCGACGAAGAUUGAGUUCCAUCAGAAAUUGAUUGAGUUGAAAGAAUACGGAGGUGCAAAGGUAGAUAAUUUCAUUGCUGACUUACCCUUUGCUAACUGGACAUGUUCUUAUUUUGUCGGAGAUCGGCAUAACGAGAUGACCUCAAAUGCUGCUGAGUCGUGGAACUCGAAGAUCAAGGGUGCUCGUGAUUUGCCUAUCACGAAUUUUAUUGAUUAUAUCAGGGGUGAAGUCAUGAUAAAUAUUAGCAUAAGGGCUGAGGAAGGGGCGACGAUGACAACGGAGCUUAGCUCAAAAUUCCAUGAGCAGGUGGAUCAAUUGGUUCAAGAAGGUAGAGUAUGGGUAGCGAGGAAGUCGUCGGAUCAUAUGUUCGAGGUUCUAUGCGACCCAACCGCAGUUGUUGACAUAAAAGAAAGAGUGUGUUCGUGCAGGAUGUGGCAGAUCACUGGAUUGCCUUGUGCUCACGCUGCUUGUGUGUUGUUCAAUAAUACUAACGAGGGCUAUAAAUAUGUUGACAAAUAUUACCGCAGUGAGGAGUACAGGGAGACUUACUCGCACCCAGUUGUGCCGUUUGUGCAACCUACGAUCGACAAUAACAUGCCGAUUGUUGGGCCCCCAGACCACCAUGUUCGUAGAGGAAGACCUAAGUCAAAAAGAAUACCAUCGAAGGGAGAGAAGAUCAAACGAAAGAUUAAGGUGCAACCGAAUUGGAUACCACAACAAGAAGACGUGUUCGAUGGCCAUUAUUGGGGGUUGACAGUAUCGAUUGUUUUUCAUUUUUUAAUUGUUUUUAAGGAUUAA